AUGGGAACUAACCCAAAAAGGACGGUGACGGUCCAGAUGGUUCCUCCGCUGGCUGUGGUGGACACGCAGGGAAACCAGGAGGCGAAUGCCAACUGGACUAAAGAGACCAACCUGAACUUCUCUCAAGUUUUUCCAAAGCCCAUCGUCACGUCUCCCGCCCACAAACAGGAUAACUCAUCUGUGACUGCUGCUCCCGCGAACGCCAUCCCACAUCCCCAGAAAACAGCUGCCACAGAACAAGUCUGCAGCAAACCAGCUCCUCCAGCCAAUGGGAACCCGGCAGAAUCUGAUCACGUGACGGGCGCAGACCAACAGAUGCCGGACCUGUCUCUACCUGGCCGAGGUGUGGGUGAGGCAGGAGGCGACCGGAGGGACUCCAACGCUAAUAUGAAAACGUUAAGCCCGGGUGAUGAAAAGGAUUUCUGUGAGGCCGCGGUGCCAUCUGCUGCUCCAGCGUCAACGCUCGACACACAGGUCGCUGACUGCAGGAUAAAAGGGACGAGUGCAGCGAAGGAGGAGCACGUGAAACCGACAUCCACAGCACGAGAGGACAGUAAUAAACAUGUUUCUACCAAUAAUACAAAUCUUAACAAUGCCUGUGAGUUAGGGCAAACGGCAUCUGUGCGCCAACGGGAUAAUAAAGGGAGUAUUUCAGCUCCGCAAAGCAAGGACACUGCUGCAGCCCAGAAAUCUAACGAUCAUAUACAGAGUUUCUCACAAAGCUCUGUCCGUCUGCAAGAGACUCCCGGAUCUAUGAGAAGCAUGGAAACCACAACCACUCUCAGCUGUGCGACACCUUUGUGUCAGAGCCGAGAGGCCGAGACCGGGUCUGCAAGACUGAAUUUAAACUCGACACCUCCAGAGAGGGAUUUGCAACCAGAGAAGAAACCGCAAGUCUCCUCAGAUAAACCUCAGCCAGCGUGCUCUCAGACGGCCGCCUCCACCCUGCCCCAGGCAACACAAAACACAGUGGCAUACGGGCUGGUGACAGAGGGAGCCAGCCAGGCUAACACAGCUGUCUGUGAAGGGCAGCAGCAGCCGCCGUGCAAACUCUACAGGGAGGCUUCGACCAUGACCUCAUCCCUGUCGUCCACUCCAGUCAAGCAGUGUCACGAUAUGGAGGUUCAGGCGGUGGCAAACACGUGCAGCAAGGCCGUGGCCACAAGUCCGAGCCUGCUGCCUUUCUCUGUGACUCGCAGGCAGAGCGGUGGUGCAGUCCCCAGGGAGGAGAGCCUGGCUGUGGCCUAUCAGGGGGAUGGGGGUGUGGGUCUCCAUCACAUGAACAUGACCUCUCUGUCAGCCUCCACCGAGCCAAGGUCAGAGAAGCUGACGAUCGAGGCGGAGAUGUGCCACAACAAAGAUGCAGGCCUGUUUAACUCCUCGUCCCAGCAGGCAGAGGGAGGGCCGGGGGCGAAGCCUAAAGAACCGGCUUCAUGCAACAUCCAGCCGGUUUAUCAAAUCAACAUCGAGCACAGCAGGCCCAAGGAGCCGGGAGAGCCGGGUAACUCCCAGUGUAAACCUGCAGCUCAGACACCUGCAGCCAAAACAACCACUGCUGAGGCUCCCUCUCUUAGAUCAGGAGCAUCCCCGGAGAGAGCCGGCGCUUCCAAGUCUGGAUCUGCUGACAGUAGCAAAACUGCACCGUCUCCGGCUGCGGUCACAACCAAGCCUGUCCAAGCCCCGCCCACAGCAAAAACAGCAGCAAACACCACAGCCAAGGCAGAGCCGGCUAAAAACAAAGCUGAGAGCUCAAAAGAAAAGAGCAAAGGUGUUGGAGGCAAAGCCGCUGGAGGCAAAGGCGUUGGAGGCAAAGCUGUGACAAAUUCGGGCAAAAAGAAAGCAGAACAGGCGAGGAAGAAAGAAGAGGAUGACGAGGCAGCAAAGCAGAAGGAGAAGGGCGUCCAUGACGUGGUGUGGGACGAGCAGGGGAUGACCUGGGAGGUCUACGGGGCCUCGGUGGACCCCGAGUCGCUGGGUUUUGCCAUCCAGAGCCACUUGCAGUGCAAAAUCAAGGAGCAAGAGAAGAAGCUGGUCACCCAGACCUCCAUCCGAAAGUCGUUCUCUGGCGCCGCCUCGCCGGUGCACGCGAGGAAGAACAAGAGGAGGCAGCAGAACAUUUUCAGGUCAAUGCUGCAAAAUGUCAGGCGGCCCAACUGCUGCGCGCGUCCCCCUCCCUCGGCCGUCCUCGAGUAG
Messenger RNA from Limanda limanda (common dab), 2193 nucleotides. It is a transcript of the gene gprin3b, whose product is annotated as GPRIN family member 3b. Gene Ontology annotation, biological process: neuron projection development. The record is from RefSeq and is a predicted model, not a curated record. NCBI's taxonomy places the organism in Eukaryota, Metazoa, Chordata, Actinopteri, Pleuronectiformes, Pleuronectidae. The transcript has a single exon. Gene Ontology annotation, cellular component: plasma membrane. Bases 1 to 2193 code for a protein of 730 amino acids.